AAAAAUAUAAUUCAAAAAAAUAAAAUAAAAAAUCACAAUAAAAGAAAAAUCAUUCAGAUGUAAAAAACACUGUUGUUUAUUACUGCAAUUUUUUUGCUCAUUUCUUUCAGUCACUCAAGGCCUAAUCGUAAUUUAGGAAAUAUCUUAAAUUGCUUUGCAUAAAUAGGUGAUGCAAUAGAAGAUAUCACUACUCUAGUCGCCUCUAUCCAAGAAAAUGAGGAUAUAUCUGUCAUACUUGAAUCUAUUGGAAAUGUUUCUGGUUAAAUAAAGCCAUUGGUGUAGGAAUGUUCUAAUCCAAUUUGCUUAGUUGAUGCUCAAAAAAGAUGUGAAGAAUCAACAGGAAAUUCUUGCGAAUAAUAUGGUGCUAUUAUGUAUCCUAAAUGUAAUGAUGGUUUCUUCAAUGUAGGUUGCUGUUUGUGUGAAUCAUAAUGUCCUCCUGGAUUCAGAGAUGAUGGAUUAUUUUGUGCUAAACCUGAUUCUUAUGGAAGAGGUGCUGGUUACCCUUGGGAAUUCGGUGAUGACUUAAACUUGAACGAUGCUUAUAACAGAUGCCAAAGAGAUAAUCCUUAAGGCUGUGAAUAAAACGGCUUAAUUAUCUACCCUAAAUGCGCUUAAGGUUUUCAUAGUGUUGGUUGUUGUGUAUGCUCUCCUAGUUGUCCAUCAGGAACAACCGAUAUCGGAGUUUCUUGCACAAAACCAGUUUAUGGCAGAGGAGUUGGUUUCCCAAUGUAAUAUAAUGAUUGCGAAAAUGAAUCAUCUUAAGAUAACGAUUCUUCAGAUUAUCUAUCACUUGAUCCUGAGUAGUUGAAAAAUAAAAUUUUAGAAUACUCCUAGAAUUUCAUGCAAAAUAAAGAUGACUAAGAUUUGUCAGUUUAGUUUGCAAUAGAAUUAUCAAAGAUUAUGGCUGCAUUAGAGGUCAAAUCUUCUAAUUAAUGA
Tetrahymena thermophila SB210 is the source of this 936-nucleotide messenger RNA. RefSeq lists its product as hypothetical. The record is from RefSeq and is a predicted model, not a curated record. NCBI's taxonomy places the organism in Eukaryota, Ciliophora, Oligohymenophorea, Hymenostomatida, Tetrahymenidae. The transcript has a single exon.